AAAAAACUACUGAAAAGGAUGUUUUCUUGUUUCUUGAAAGGGCAUCUUUCUACAAAGCUUGCGUUGUAAUUUAAAUCACAAAAAAUCGUUUUAAGAUACUCUAGUUAAGUGAGGUCAAAUAAACUUUGUUCUUAUAUUCUGGCUGUAAUUUAAAUAAAAUUUGUGGGCAAGUUCAAAAUCAAACUGGUUAUUAGUGGGCAGUUGAGCUUGGUUUCCACUAUGGGUUAACGUGAGAUAAUUCUGAGUUAAAUUUAAAAUCAACUCAUGGUCUAAAUUCAAGGUGACUUGAGAUAGUGUGAAAUAGCGUGAGAUAACGCGACCUAGCUCAAAAUUAACCCAUGUACCGAUCCGGUUUCCAUUUGAGAUAGAAUUAAGUAUGGAAAUACCAGAAAUCGCACUUUAUUUGAGUCUUGCGGCUAUGGAGGGGGGGGGGGUCUUACAAGAACAACUUAUUUUACAUCUGCUUUUGAGAAUACGUAGAAGGAGGAGAUAUUUUGCUAGAAGUCCCGUUCGUGAUCUGCACCAAGGUUUUCGGUACGGAUCUGCCAAAAAAGAUGAAUACAACCACUUGGAACAGGAACUUCGAAAUGAGGACAAUAUUAUCCAUACUUUUCUUUUAGUAAAGAAAACUGUCUUCAACUUCUAAAGUAAUACUCAGUGCAAGUGCGUUGCGUAAGAACCUCGGAGCAAAUGGUAGCACAUUCAUCUCCCAUGCAUCAGCUACUUUUGAUAGGAUGUUAUCUCGCGUGAACUCGUGAAUUUGUAAAAAAAAUUUUGUUUCCAAGCUCAUGGGAUGACGUGAGUAAACAUGAGUUAAUUUUCAUGAGAUAAUUUUUAAUGUCAGAUCACAAAAUCAUUUCAAACCAGUGGUGGCGCCAGGGGGGGCUACAACCCCUCCGUCGGAAGCAUCUAGCCCCCCACCGGAGGAAAUUGUAGGUUAUUAUCGGAGCAAAAUUUGACAAAAUAACGUACGAAAACUGCUUAUUUUAAUCAUUUUAGUUGGUCCAUGCUUUCAGAACAUGCAAUUGCUGGACAUCUUGAACUUCAAAGUGGAGGAGAUGUAGGUUGUGACAAUAAACUUUAGUGAAAAUUGAUGCGAUGGUGAGGGGACUUGUUAAAACAUUAUCAUCCUUCGGGGGUCUAUCUUGUACACAUAAUGAUAUUUAAAGCAGUAAGAUUUGUGACCCAAAAACUUUUUAGAAAAUGAAUUCAAAAAGCGCUUAAAUUGAACUGCAGGAGACUGCAAAUGGAUGCUCUUAUAGAAUGAACAUCGCCAUCAAUUGACUGCUUUUACACAAUGUGACCGUCUAAUAUUGGGCGGGGGCUCUAUUUUAUACUGCAGGCAUCAAAAGGAGGCUGCAUACCCACUUUUUGCAAAAAAUUUACCAAUGAAUCACCAGUCAAGCCACUUUUUAUUUGGUUUUAGCCCCCCGCCCACUUUUCUUAACGCUUCGCGGUGCUUGUGCAGGGCUUCAAUGAGACAUUGAACUUUUUGGAGGGGACCGACCGUUGCCCUUGUUACCAAGAAAUUUUAAAUGCCUGGGAAUGCUGUAGGGAAAAGUCUUCGAAUGUUAAUGUGGAACUUUCUGGAAAAGAAAAGGCUUCAAUUAAUUACGUUUUGACUGUGAAUGCUGGCAGGUAUUUUCCAAAACUGAAUAAUGCUAGUUUAAAGGUGUGUACGGUUAAUAUUUGUAAUCCAUUACUUUCAAAUAUAGCAGGUGGAUCCAAAAACUUGAAAUUAAAAUAAUCGUGGUCGUGAAUAGGUAGUCUAUAUAUGAAUUUCAUUAUUUGUUGAAUCACCGGUGACUCAUUAGGUAAUUUUUCCCAUGAUCCUUGGCUCCCGUAACAACGACAACAACUUACUCGUUCGGGAAAUAUUUGAAAACAAAAUGCACAUCAACGAAUCCAGUUGCGAAGGAAUGUAACGAAAUGUUGUUUUUCUUUCAAAUAAGUAGAUAAUUUGGAGGAAAAGGGAAACUUAUAAAAAUGCCAGGGCUCUCAUCAAAUCAAGUAACCCUUAGUGAAGUUCUGGAGGUCAGAGGUAGUCCUUUGUAUGAAGAUGAAUUGUGGGCCUUGGUCUAUGAAAUAUGUGAUGCAAUCAAAAACAUUUUCCUAACUGGAAAUGUUAGGUAUUUACAUGGAGUACAUAAAGUGAUUUGCCCAGAAAACAUAAUAUUAUGUGGGUCUGGCAAAGUCAAAUUCGCAACAGCAACUGAAGAUGAUUUGGUGUUUGAUAGAAGAUUCAUUCCACCUGAAAAGUAUACUUUUAAGGAAGAUGAAAUUACAGACCUAGGGAUUGAAAAGAUGCUGAUUUAUUCCAUUGGGAUGAUAGUAUAUGCUUCCAUUGAAUAUGGUAGUCCAUCUGUUGCUGAGCUGUGCCUCAGUUCCGAGCUUGAAACAUUGCUACUCUAUAUGUGCGAAGAUGACCCAAAGUGUCGAUGCAAUCUUGCUCAAGUUUUUCAGGCUUGCAACACCAGAAAAGGAAUAUAUCUAUCAAUUGAGCGGAUCAAGUCUAUGGUUAAGUCAAUUUUGGGAAGUGAUAUACAAUUGGAUGAUUCCCCGACAGGGUCCGUAAACCUUUCUCUCACAUCUUCAGUAUUAAAGAUUUUCAGCCCCACUGGUGAUUUUGGACAACCGAUUCCAAUUGGCUCUCUUCAUGCAUUGACGCCGUUAAAUGCUACCCGAGUGAAUGAGGCAACUCAAUUAAGAGGUUUGCGUUAUGCCGAUUAUGACAUGCCAAGCAGCACUUCUCCUGCGACCCCAGUACGCCGCCUCAUUUCCACAUAUAAAAGCAUGGACAAUCUAGACUCCGGAGAAUCAUACGAACCUCUGAGAAGGAAGCCCGAACAUCAAACAGAGACUAAGAGUGUAGCUAUGGAAACCAGAGUACCUGUUAAGGAGGAAUCAUUGAAACAUAAAAGAUCUACUACUCAAGAAGGAGCUUUAGAUAGUCUACCCCCGGUUGGGAAGGUCGCAUCUUUCCCGCGCCCCGAAAACAAGUCCUCGACAUAUUCCACGCCAAAUUUUAAACGGUUAAUCGCUGCAGAAAAACGAAAGCUUGUCAAGGAUGGCUAUCUCGAUGAAGAGCGAAGUAAAAUAAAAUUUGUUGAUCCAAAGUACCAGAGUAUGCCAAGUCUUGUAAGUUCAAUGAAGAAUGAAUCGCCUAGAAGUGGCCCGGAAAGUGUCCGGAGUGCUGAUUACAACCACGGACACACGCAAGGCAGCUAUCGUAAACUGACAAGGUUUGCAAGCAAAGAUUCUGUCGACUCGCAGGCCACUAGCCAGUAUUCUUCAGCGAUGUCUUUAAACUAUGGAUCAUACACUCUAGAUGGGCCUAAAGGAAGCUCAAGGCCCACGAGUCUCUAUGGUGGAAGUUCAAGCGAUGGUAUUGUGAUGAAUGGCCUAGGGAGCAUCCGGCAGAAUCAGCUGGGAAGGCCAUCGGAAUCUUAUCAGGGUGGUCCAGAGUUUGUUUUCCUUCCAAAUGAUCCAGAACUCGCUGUGAUCGAUAUUACACCGCCAAGACUAGGCCCCAUUCCCCGUGGUAGACGGAAAAUCAGUGUCAUGCUUCCAAACGCGCAGCGGCUAGAAACAACAGUCGAGGUUUCCUCGAUUGUUAAAGAGAUCUUUGAAGAAAUAACCAGGUAUCUUGGAAUUAAAGAGACAGUUUAUUUUGGACUGACGCAGAUUAAGGAGAGCGAGCAUAUAUUUUUGAAGCUGGAAUCCAAGCUGACAAAGUAUGCGCCUUCUGGCUGGAAGGACGAUAAAAAGAACAAAGUGGAUUUUAUACUGCACUUUAAAGUGAAGUUUUUUAUCGACAACAUUGAUGGUUUACGGCAUUUCAAAACACGUCAUCUAUUCUAUUUGCAAAUUCGUCGAGAGAUUCUUUGUGGCUACACAUUUUGCCCCGACGAAGCAGCAAUAUCACUAGCCUCGCUUGCACUACAGGCUGAAUAUAGUGACUACGAGGAAAAAUACCACGGAAGGGCAUACUUUGACGCUGAGCAUUACCUUCCUCGACGGAUGCUGGGCAAGCUUCCAAGAGCAGACAUAUAUCAUAACCUGCCUCUUUUGCACCAUUCAUAUCGAGGCAUGCGAGAAGACGAGGCUGAAUUGAAGUUUUUAAAAGAGGCACAGAGGCUGAAGGAAUACGGAACGCUUUUCUAUAGAGUGUCUAGGUCAAAAAAGGACUCAAAAGAUUCAAUUUUACUUGGUGUUUGUGUGAAAGGGAUCAUUUUGUAUGAGGUUCGAGGCCAGAUAAAGUCGGAGAUUCAUCGACAGUUCUGGCAUAUGAUCGAGAAGUUUUCAUUCAGUAGAAAGAAAUUUGCGGUGGAGCCUAAGAAGGGAAUCGGCCUUCCAACAAUUACUCUUUAUACCAAUAGCUACAAAAUGGCAAAAUAUCUGCUGAAGAUGUGUGAGUCAUUUCAUCUGUUCAGCAAGUAUAGCCGACCACGAAAUAUUACCAAUGACAGUGCAAGCACCAUUGAUUCCACAAAAUCCAGUGAAGAGAGACAUGAUUCGCAAAAAGAAAACAGAGCUCCUCAGUCUUCAUUCCCAGCCCCUUCAAAUACAGCAGCAAAGCACAACGGGCAUUCUGACUCUAGCACACACUCAGCCCCGAAAAAGGGGAAGCAUAGUGUAGGUCACAAUGGCAGUGAAGUAAGACCGAAAGAUGCUCCAAAAGUCGAAACUCAACAGUUAUCACAUGUCAACGGAGUCAAGGAUGAUGAAGAAAUGUUCAAAGACUAUUCCCCGCGGACAAGGCGCAGACUUAGUAGUUUACGCGGGGUGCCCGAGAGACGUAUUGCUAUUGUCAUCCUGAAGAGAAAAGUUGGUCAAGGGCUUGGCAUCACGAUUGUUGGUGGGGAAGACUCCAAGCGCCUCAGUAAUGGCAUCUUGAUAAAAACAAUAAUGCCUAAUGGAAUUGCAGCGAAGGAUGGUCAGCUUCAAAAAGGUGACCGAAUUCUCUCUGUAAAUGGAAAAAGUCUUGAGCAGGCUACACAUGAUGAAGCUGCUGGGAUCCUUAAGAAUGCUUAUGGUGAUGUUCAGUUGAUUGUUUCUCAGUUCACCUCGGCAGGAGCAUCAUUUCUAGAUAAAACUGGUCUGUCAACACUUGACGAAGGAAACUUCAGCCCCACAUCAGAGUCACCCGAUACCGUUCCUACAAAGGGAAGGGUCUUUGAAACACAGAAUUCAGACAAUGGCUUGACGCUGAGUCCCAUUAUGAGAGUGGAUGACGAGCAAGAGCCCAAGAAGAGAGCAGCUGGCAAGGAAGGAAAGAAAUUAGUAAGGGAGAAAGUGAUUGUAGAUGAUAACAUAAGUGAUCAAUUUGAAGCCCCUGUCGAAGAGUGCCCAGUAAUGGCGGUAGAGGAUGGAGAAGUGUUAAACUCAACACCUUCACUCGGAGGGAAGACGUCUACAAGAUCAUUUAAGUCUGCGAGUGGAAAAGAACUUGCUUCUGAGUCUGACUCUGAAGGCAUACCAGUAACCAUACGAAAAAGAGAUGGCUCAUUUGGAAUUAACAUCGUGGGUGGGCUUGCAUCCGGCUUUACUUCUAAACACCUUUAUGUGCAGUCCAUCGAAAAAGAUGGCGCAGUUGCAGCUGAUGGUACUAUCCAAGUUGGUGAUUGCUUACUUGAAGUAAAUGGGAUCGACAUAAGACAUGUUACACACAAUAAGGCCGUUGAAGUAUUGCGAAAAGCCCCAACUGUGUCUACUCUUGUAAUCAGUAAAACAAUGGAAUUACAGCCGGAUGAAUUUGAUGGUGAAGUAUCGCCAGUGCAUGUAAAAAGUACAAGAACUGAACCGUCAAGACCUGACACAGUGGGACAGGACACUUUUGAGGUGGUAAUAGAAAAGGGCAUUGGUGGGCUUGGUCUAAGCCUCGCUGGAGGUGUGGAUGCAUCGCCGGAAUUUAAAGACCGAAUUAUGGUCCGGCGUCUGUUUCCGGGUCAGCCGGCUGCAGCCUGUGGCAAGCUCCGCAUUGGUGACGUCAUCAUUGCAGUUAACGGAACAAAAGUUAUCGGUCUAUCACAACAAGAAGCGAUUAAUAUGCUUCGGAAAGAGAAGUCCACUGUUACCUUGGUAGUGAAGCGGGUCCAUCCAAAUGAUAUACCAGAAGAGCUUCUAGUUGAAACCCCACGCGAGUCGCUCGAUCCAAAAUCAGUGCUGGAGAAUAUUCAGAAACGAAUGAGUGAAUCAGCAACAAGGGAAAUGCCAGAGAUACCUCUUAAUGCUACCAACAGUUUUGAGGACACUAGUUCAUUGCGGUCCAGAAGUGGCAAGCUUUAUAGCACAGACGAAGACGAGAUUGUUCCGUAUUCGGAAAGCAUACAACAUGCCGAACCUGAACCGGAACACAAAAUUAUCAAACAGUUGUCCGCACACGAAGUGUUGGUUCAUGCACAGAUUUCAAGUCCCAGACCCAAACAACCGAGUUCGGGUGCAUCAGUGAAUGAAAAUUCCAGAGAACCUGCAGAGGACGAAUAUGAAAACCACGAUUUGUCACUGCCAGAAUUACCAAAUAAAGACGAAACAAGUCUUAGUUUGCCAAGCUACAAUAUCGAAGACAACGAGGAGUCUCCGGAAAAUACAGAUAAUGAAUCCGGUGCACGCGCAGAAGAUCAGCUAAGCUUUACAUCUUUUACGUCCGCGCAUUCAACCAGCCUGCCAAGCUUGAAACCAAGCGAUCGGAACAGUAGUCAAGUGGAUGCUGCUGAUAAUAUUUCCUGCGGAGGAGCAUCAACCACCAGCAAGCCAAGUUCAUCCAAAGAAACAGACACUGCUGGCAGCAACCUCGAUUUGAAGUCUUCGAAAAGCGAGGCAUCUUCGAUUCUAGAUCGUGAGGUCAAGGAAUCAGCUGUUAUAAAACACAAUCCAGCAGAGCAAAAAUCUGAAGGAAAGAAGUUUGAAUACUUUGAAGUAACACUGACAAAAGGUGUUUCUGGUCUGGGUUUUACACUGGCUGGCGGCAAGAGCACUACAGGUGGCUGUUAUAUCCGCGAAAUCGUAUCGGAUCCUGCAAAGUCGUGUGGAAAGCUGCAAAGCGGGGAUCAGAUUGUGUUGGUUGACUCAACCGAUAUUAGCGAGUUCGAGCAUAUGAACGCCGUUGAGAUCUUGCGUGGAACAGGGAGCAGGGUGAAGCUUGGAAUCAAAAGAGAGCCAAAAGCAUCAAAGGAAAGAGAAAAUACAUAUGGGUAUGAAAUGGUCACGCUGAACAGGAAUCAGAGAGGCAGGCUUGGCCUUAUACUGGGUGAAGAAAACGGAGAGAUAAUUGUGGAAGACACUGUACCCGAGGAACCUGCUUCCCUAACGGGUGGCUUGCGUCACGGUGAUAAAAUUAAAGAAAUCAACGAAAUAUCUCUACAAGGCAUGUCUCUGCAUGACGCAAAUACCAUCCUUGAAGAAGCAUUUCCUAUAGUGCAAUUGGCCAUUGAACGCCGAAAGCAGGCGGUGCGGGAGUCACGUUAUGCUGUAGGUACACCAGGCAGUUCGUCGCAGUUCCGCGCGGAGAAAUCAAGUAGCUUGGAUCGUGACAAUAGCCUAAAUGCCGCGCGGAAAAUUUCUGGUAGUUUUAACAGGUCUCUGCCGCCAUAUAUCAGAAGUGACAGUUUGAGAAGUGACAGUUCGGUGUCGUCAUCGCCAAGGAAAAUGUCGAUUACGAAUUCGCCAGUUUUAAAAAGACUUGAUGUUGGGUAUAACGGGAGAACGCGAAAGACAAGUAGUCAAGCGGAAAAGGGGGAAAUCAUUUUGGUGCAGUUAGAAAAGGGCCAAGUUGGUCUUGGCAUGAGCCUUACCGGCAAUAAUGAAGUAGGGGACACAGAUGGUGCAUUUAUUGCCAAUUUGAACCCGGGCGGAGCAGCGCAAAAAAGUGGAAAGCUCAAGACAGGCGAUAAGAUCAUUAGAGUCAAUGGUGAAAAUGUUGAAAACAAACAGCAGAAAGAUGUGGUUGCAUUGCUUAGAAAAGCAAAUGGAGUUGUGUCAUUAGAGGUUUUCAGGCAUCCUGCAAGACCGCGUUUUGAAACAGGGACCUCAAGCAUUGCAAGCUCCAGUCAUAGCCAAGAUAAUGACGUCAUUUUAGAUUUCGAUUUGACAGAUAGUCACGGGCCUCCCGACGAGGCAGUGCUGUCUGACAAGUUGUUAUCGAUAUUACCAGUAUUGGAUAAGGAGGAUGAGGGAUCGAGACAAGUUAUGGCAUUAGACGAUUCCGAUAUACACCGUCAUAUGAACCGAGCAGUAUCAGCUGAAGAGGAAUUUAUUGCUGGUGAAAUAAUGGAAUCAAUGAAUGAGUAUGUUAAUGGUUCGGAAGAGCACCAUGAGAAUCUUAUAGAAAAUCAGGAGCCUGUCGUACCUUUUGAUGACCGAAAUCGUCCAUUGAAUGUCCGAAAAAAUUCCGAUGAAGCUAAUCUAUCUGUAGGUAUAAGGAACGAUUUGCCAUACUUAGAUGAUAAGACCAGUGUAGAACCUUUUAUGGAAGCUAGCAAAGAAAAUAGUGUAAACAAAAGCAUUCAAGAUUUGUCCUGGAACGACUCUGAGCUUUCUGACGAAGAGCAUUUGAAUCCUGCAAUCGAGAACCAAAACCUUGAAGCUAUGACUUUAGAGAAAUCAAGUAUUUCGACAAACAGUGCGAAAAAGGAAAACAUGCAUUUGAAUCUUAGAAGCGAUAGUACCCCAAACGAGGUUUCGACUUCAUUUUCGUCAACAUUCGAAAAGGUUACGCCAUCUUCGUCAAUUGUAAGUUCGAUGCUAGGCGAAAUUUCGCCUGUAGAUACGUCAGAUGACGAAGACUCGGAUUUUGACUUGUCUGCAUCGUUAAUUCCAGAUUUGAGUUCCUUCAAGCCUGAAGAUAAAGAGGCUUUUGAAAAAUAUUUUAAUCAAAAACAGGAUGUAAAGACUUUAGAUAUUGAAACGACCAAUGAAGAUGGUAAUAGAAAAGAAAGAGAGACAAAUAUUUCAGCUUUUGAUUACCAAAUAGAACUUCAGGAAAGGGAAGAUCAAAGUUUAGGCCAAGACCAGCCUGGGGAGCAGAUUAGAACUGACCUCGAAAACGAAAAGGAAUUGAAAAACCAGGAGUCUAUCGACUCUGGGCACGUGACUCAAAUUCGCGGAAGUUUCGAUCGCAACAGUGAGAAUUCGUGGAAAGACGAGGACAAUGACGUGUCCCUGGAUGAUAAUGAUGCGCAGUCGGAUUCUGUAGAUAUGGAAAUGGCGUUAGAAGAAUAUGAUAUUCGAAGAAAUGAGGAAUUCAAUGAUACUUUAAAAGAUCAAAUUAUGAACGAUAGCUCGACUGUUUUGACAAACAUUAAUGACCAACCCCAGAAAUUCGCUCCUGUAAAAAGCGGUGAAGGAAAUAAACAGGAAAGUGAUGCAGGCCCAGAAAAAAAUUACACUGCUGAAUCGAAGAUACCUAGAAUUGACCCAAAAAAGCUAUCAACCACGUCUAGUCCGCCACGUAGGUCGCCGGGAAAGAGCGGUAUUCCUAUUUUCUCGCCUCCAUUAUCGCCUUCAAAGAAUAGGGGCCUACUUGAAAUGAAAGAAAAGGGCGAUGUUAGAGAGACUCCAGGUGGAAAUCCACUGCAGAUGGAAACGACAUUUUCAGUUGAAAAGUCAGCUGAUCAAUACAACCAAGGAGACAUAGAUGAUUUGGAUAUUGGACUGCAUACUGAUAGCGAAUCAAGUUAUGAUUCUGAAGAUGAUAUUACAAUCAAUCUUACUGGUGAUACACUGGCAAAUGAUGAGAUAGACGCAAGUAUUCUACACUACCAGACGAUACUAGAAUCAGAGCAACUUGAUCGUGAAUUCCAGGAAGUUAAAGAUGUGAGGUCUGCAGAUUCUUGUGAUGUAGCCAGAAGAUCUGUUAACAGGGAGAAGAAUAGGUUUCGAAGUAUAUUGCCUUUUGACAAAACGAGAGUCUGUCUGGCUGGUGGAGAAGAAAGCGACUACAUUAAUGCGAGUCAUGUCAAGGUUCAAGCAAAUGGGAAACAGUUCUCUUACAUUGCUGCGCAGGGUCCACUCUCGAAUACUGUAGAUGAUUUUUGGCGACUGAUUUGGGAGCAGAGGGUUGAGACUGUCAUAAUGGUAACAAAGGAUGUGGAAGGUGGAAAGGUGAAAUGUCAUAGAUAUUGGCCGGAUCUGCCUGGUCUCGUCAUGAAAGCCUCCGAUAGAUUCAAGAUCGACUUGGUACAUAGAAAGGAGUCUGGCAAUUACAUCGAGAGACAGUUUUCUAUUUUAAACACUAAGCUCAAUAAAUCAGUCACGGUGAACCAUCUGCUAUACACAGCAUGGCCUGAAGGUGGAGUUCCAAAGGAACCUUUGCCGUUUUUGAUGUUUGUUAAAUAUGCCAUGGAAGUACACACCACUGGGUCACUGCUAGUCCACUGCAGUGCUGGGACAGGUAGAACAGGUUUAUUUAUCAUCACAGAUGUUCUGAACAAGCUUGUGUCCACGGAUCAAAAGUUCAAUAUAUUGGACAUGGUGAAAACAUUGAAGCAUCAGAGACAAUCCUUAAUACAAACAAAGGAACAAUACACAUUUUGUUAUCGGAUGGCUGUUGAAAUCUUGCGAGAAGAGAAACACCUUACAUAUUGAUUGCAAAAGCGUAUGUGUUCAAUGCAGAGCUUCCAGGUUGCUAAUUGAUUUGUUCCCCGCUGGUUUGUUUACCGGCAGAUGUGACAGUUUAUAUGAGUGCCAAAGUGCACCAAAAGUGACAGAGUGCCAAAAUGGAGCAGGUAUCUAUAUUGUCUGAGUGUCCACAUUCUGUAUCUAAUGCUUCCACCAAAGAAGGGGAACAGAAUUGAGUAACCGGCAGUAAGAAGACUUGUGCCGAAAAUGUUUUGGUAAAUUCCGUUAUAGCUACUGUAUACUGUUACAUUGCAGUUAAAGUUGGUACAUUAUCGUCAGUUCCAUUUGCACAAGACUUAAGAACAUACAGAAGAAGUUGUAUUGUCUGAUUAGCAUGUAAUAUCGAUCAUUCUGAGAAUAACAGUCAGCAACACAGGAGGCACUAAGCCGAUCAUGCGGCAUCAAAUUCAGGCAUCAAGGCCUGAUGCAGCCACGUACAUAAUUAGGUAGAUAGCAAAUCUCUGUGGAGGAGUGGCUAUUUACAAAUUGCAUUCUGCAUGUUUAAGCGAUAAUCAUCAAUGCCAUUUGUUUACGCGAUAAUCAGACAACUGCGGUUGGAUUCAUUGGUAGCAUAACAUAUUUAAGGAUUUGAUAUCAUUUGAUCUAAUUUUCCGGAUUUCAGCAGCGAAUCUGUGACAAACAAACAUGCUAAGUUUAAUCAACGAAUAACCACAGCUCAAGAUUGAGCAAUUUUUUCAAAAGAGAAAUACCGUUUCUUAACUUGUUUGUCAGCAGCUAGUUGUCGAUCUGUCACAGUGCAGAAACCUUGCAUGGUUUAGUAUUGCCCAUCGCCAUUUUGUUACCACAGUUUUUAAUAUAACUUGGAUAAUAGACGUACCACAGAAAGAUUGGGACAAGAAGCGAACUUCUCUUAAUGGUCAGAGUAGGGGAGUUUUGAGGGAGGGGCCGUGAUUAAUAGAGACCUAGGAUUUCUCCAAAAGAGAAUUUUGAUAAAGAAGUUUACCUUUCUCAACUGCAUUUCCAUCCAAUUCCAAGAGCAAAUUAUAAGUUAAUGCCAGUUAUCCUUUAAACAGGAACCUACCCCUCCCUUCACCAACAGGGGUAUUAUUCCUCUCACAGAGGCUCGUCAACCAAUGGGAGACCAACUUUUGAUUGAUCACUCUUGGUCCAAGGUAGUGUUUCAUGCCGACUACUUAUCAUUUUUCAUCCAUUUAGCUUUUCAAUUUGCUAUUUUUAUCUAGAAAAAAGUUUAGGCCUAAGAUAUCAUGAUAUCAUAGAUGUGACAAAGUUUCCCUGUCUGAGCAGAUUCAAUGGUUAUAGUUGUGUAUCCUUGUAUUUGGCUUGUAUAUAUUGGCUAAAAUGUCAUGGCAUAGAUCCAAACUGGCGAUAGGUACCUCGAAGACAUGGCGAAGAGCUCAAGAGCAUUCAGUGAAAACGCUUUUAUCCAUACCGAGUCAGGUAUCCGAGUCCGGAAUAACAUGUUCCUUUAUGGUUACUGGUCCGGAUCCAGAUGCUUUUUCAUGCUAAUCGAUCCUGGUAGAUUUUGCUUAUUAUGAAGUUAAGAUUAUUUAAACUAAAUAUUGGGUCCCUGCCUCGUUCCAUUACAAAUAUUUUGUAAACUGCAAGUUUCUCCUUUUUCUGUGAUUUUUACUAGAAUUUUUAAUCUUGCGAACAAUUUUAAUAGCAUAAAUGAUAAUGAUAAAUAUUAAUUUUAAACAAAAUGGGUAUAUCGUGUUAGUGAUUGAUAGAUUUUUGUAGAUUUCUCUUCUUGUAUAUUUAUUUAACAAAUUAUGUUGAUCAGGUUUUCUUUAGAAUUUUAGGGUGCGUAAUAAACGCGUUGUACAUAUUUAUAUAUAUUUGCGAUAGCGCUUGUUAGUGAACAUUUGAUAACAGAUAAGAAAGAUUUGAGUGAAUU
Molecule: messenger RNA, 12493 nt
Organism: Rhopilema esculentum
Lineage: Eukaryota; Metazoa; Cnidaria; Scyphozoa; Rhizostomeae; Rhizostomatidae
Product: tyrosine-protein phosphatase non-receptor type 13
Biological process (GO): protein dephosphorylation
Cellular component (GO): cytoskeleton
Molecular function (GO): protein tyrosine phosphatase activity; protein binding
Source: RefSeq, a predicted model, not a curated record